AUGCCUCCUCCGGCCACCGCCAAGCCGCACCUGAACCCACCCCUCCUCCGCACCCCGCACCUCCUCCCGCCCGCGCGCCACCUCGCCACGAGGAGCAGGCGCCUGGGCUCCGCCACCACCACCGCCCCGCCGAGCGUGGCCGUACACGCGGCGGAGGCGGCACCGGAACCCACGUCCUCCGACCCCAGCGCGGAGCUACGGAAGCUCUGCGUCCACGGGCAGCUCCCGCAGGCGCUCGCGCUGCUCGAGUCCUCCCCGGCGCCGCCGGACGAGGACGCCUACGUGGCGCUCCUCCACCUCUGCGAGUGGCGCCGCGCGGCGGGCGCCGGGAUGCGCGCCUGCGAGCACGCCGACGCCGCGCACCGCAGCUUCGGCCUCCGCCUCGGGAACGCCAUGCUCAGCAUGCUCGUCCGGUUCGGGGAGUCGUGGCACGCGUGGCGGGUGUUCGCCAAGAUGCCCGACCGCGACGUCUUCUCCUGGAACAUCAUGGUGGGCGGCUACGGCAAGGCGGGCUUCCUGGAGCAGGCGCUCGACCUCUACCACCGGAUGCUGUGGGCCGGGGUCAGGCCCGACGUCUACACCUUCCCCUGCGUGCUCCGCACCUGCGGGGGCCUCCCGGACUGGCGGAUGGGGAAGGAGGUGCACGCCCACGUCCUCAGGUUCGGGUACGGGGUCGAGGUCGACGUGCUCAACGCGCUUGUCACCAUGUAUGCCAAGUGCGGGGAUGUCGCGGCUGCGCGGAGGGUGUUCGAUGGUAUGGCCCUGACGGACUGCAUCUCGUGGAAUGCGAUGAUUGCUGGGCAUUUUGAGAACCAUGAGUGUGAGGCGGGGCUGGAGCUGUUUCUUGACAUGCUGGAGGAUGAAGUGCAGCCGAAUCUCAUGACGAUAACCAGCGUGACUGUUGCUUCUGGGUUGCUGGCUGACCUCGAUUUCGCAAAGGAAAUGCACGCGUUGGCAGUAAAGAGAGGGUUCGCUGCUGAUUUUGCGUUCUGCAACUCCUUGAUUCAGAUGUAUUCGAGCCUUGGGAGGAUGGGGGAAGCAUGCACAGUAUUCGCAAGAAUGGAGACCAGAGAUGCCAUGUCAUGGACAGCCAUGAUAUCAGGGUACGAGAAAAACGGCUUCCCGGACAAAGCUCUUGAGGUGUAUGCGCUGAUGGAAGUGAACAAUGUAAGUCCUGAUGAUGUUACUGUAGCGAGUGCUCUUGCUGCCUGUGCUUCCUUGGGGCGAUUGGAUGUUGGCAUCAAGUUGCAUGAGAUUGCUACAAGCAAGGGCUUCAUCAGGUACAUCGUAGUUGCAAACGCACUCCUUGAAAUGUAUGCAAAGUCCAAGCACAUCGACAAAGCUAUCGAAGUUUUUAAGUACAUGCCUGACAAGGAUGUAAUAUCAUGGACUUCAAUGAUCGCAGGCUUUUGCUUUAACCAGAAGUGCUUCGAGGCUCUGUUCUAUUUCCGGCAUAUGCUGGCAGAUGUAAAACCCAACUCUGUUACUUUCAUCGCUGCUCUGGCUGCUUGUGCUGCUACUGGGUCUUUGAGGUGCGGUAAAGAGAUCCAUGCACAUGUUUUAAGGCGAGGCGUUGCAUCUGAAGGUUAUGUGCCCAAUGCUCUUCUGGACCUGUACGUGAAAUGUGGCCAGACAGAAUAUGCUUGGGCGCAGUUCAGUGCGCAUGGUGAAAGGGAUGUUGUAUCUUGGAAUAUCAUGCUUGCUGGGUUUAUUGCUCAUGGACAUGGAGAUAUUGCUUUGUCAUUCUUCAGCGAGAUGUUGGAAUCUGGAGAGCAUCCGGAUGAAGUUACAUUCGUUGCUCUGUUGUGUGGGUGCAGUAGGGCUGGAAUGGUUAGUCAAGGUUGGGAACUUUUUCACAGCAUGACUGAGAAAUACUCGAUUGUUCCAAACCUCAAGCACUAUGCAUGCAUGGUUGAUUUACUGAGCCGUGUUGGCAGAUUAACAGAAGCUUACGACUUCAUAGCCAGAAUGCCUAUCACACCAGAUGCUGCUGUAUGGGGAGCCUUGUUGAAUGGGUGUCGGAUACACCGGCAUAUUGAACUUGGAGAGCUUGCUGCGAAAUUUGUCCUUGAGUUGGAACCUAAUGAUGCUGGGUAUCAUGUUCUUUUGUCUGAUUUAUAUGCUGAUGCUGGCAGGUGGGCUGAAGUGGCUAGAGUGAGAAAAACCAUGCGAGAAAAGGGAUUGGAGCAAGACUAUGGAUGUAGCUGGGUUGAGGUUAAAGGAGAUAUCCAUGCAUUUCUUACAGAUGAUGAGACACAUCCACAGAUCAAAGAAAUAAAUGCUGUUCUACAUGGCAUAUAUGAGCGGAUGAGAGCAUCUGGUUUUGAUCCUUUUGAAUCUCAUUCUUUAGAAGAUAAAGAAGUGUCCAAGGAUGACGUGUUAUGUGGCCAUAGUGAAAGACUAGCUGUUGCUUUUGGUUUGAUCAAUACCACACCUGGCACCUCUAUUUCUGUCACAAAGAACCAGUACACUUGUCACAGCUGUCAUGGUAUAUUGAGGAUGAUUUCUAAGAUUGUUCGAAGAGAGAUAACUGUCAGGGACACUAAGGAAUUCCACCAUUUUAGGGAUGGAAGUUGUUCGUGCGGAGGUUCAGGCUAAGGAAACUAUAAUAUGUGGCCACAUGAUAAUACUCACCUCGGUUCUGAAUCACCGGUACAGAAGACUUUUGCAACAAGCAUUGGGAAAUUGAUAUAGCAAUAUAGUCAAUAGCAAGUAGAAGGCUAGCUUUGAUAUGGCACCAUGCCCACCAGCAAGACUGCUUGCUGCUCAGAUAGACAUAGCUUAUGUUUCGGGUUAUAUGUAGAGGGUCCAUGCAAAUUUGCAGCUUGGUACAUUGUAAAAGAUGGUGAAAAGUUAUCCCAGAUGUUGGCAAUUCAGCUCGAACAUAUGUUGACCUUGCAGAAAUCUCCUGAUGAAUUGCGUCUUGGAGAUGUUUUUCUUCCGUCAACUUGCCAAAAAAAACCAAGUAAGCUUAAUGUAGUAAGGAAGGGCAGGAUAGUUGAGUGCAGAAUGUUUUGUCCAAUAGGAAUAACUGUAAUUGUAAUGCCUGUCAUGUGUCAACUAUAGGCUGUAUCAUUGUGGAGCUGCAUUUUUUGCUGGUUUCAUGUUAGUUAGUCCAUGUGAAACUAGGUACUUCAAUAUUUUGAGAUUACUUGGUGUGCCAUUGUGGACC
Molecule: messenger RNA, 3172 nt
Organism: Lolium rigidum
Lineage: Eukaryota; Viridiplantae; Streptophyta; Magnoliopsida; Poales; Poaceae
Product: pentatricopeptide repeat-containing protein At1g15510, chloroplastic-like
Exons: 2
Coding region: 1-2598 (865 amino acids)
Biological process (GO): RNA modification
Molecular function (GO): RNA binding; protein binding; zinc ion binding
Source: RefSeq, a predicted model, not a curated record